CACCCCCGCCCCCGACAUCCCGGCCGAAUAAAGGAGCCGGGCCGAAAGAGGCGAGAGACCCCGCCCCCCUCGAGAAGAGAAGCUGCAGCCCCUGCAGGACAGGGGCCUGGGUCGCUAUGGGUUCCACAGCGGCUCCAGAGGGAGCGCUGGGCUAUGUCCGAGAGUUCACCCGCCACUCCUCCGACGUGCUUGGCAAUCUGAAUGAGCUGCGCCUGCGCGGGAUCCUCACUGACGUCACGCUGCUGGUUGGCGGGCAACCCCUAAGAGCCCACAAGGCAGUUCUUAUCGCCUGCAGUGGCUUCUUCUAUUCAAUUUUCCGGGGCCGAGCGGGAGUUGGGGUGGAUGUACUCUCUCUGCCUGGGGGACCAGAAGCCAGAGGCUUUGCACCUCUUCUGGACUUCAUGUACACUUCAAGGCUUCGCCUCUCUCCAGCCACUGCACCAGCUGUCCUAGCGGCUGCCACCUAUUUGCAGAUGGAACAUGUAGUCCAGGCAUGCCACCGUUUCAUCCAAGCCAGCUACGAACCUCUAGGCAUCUCCCUGCGACCCGUGGAGGCAGAACCCCCAGCCCCCCCAACAGUCCCUCCACCAGGCAGUCCCAGGCGCUCCGAAGGACACCCAGACCCACCUACUGAGUCUCGAAGCUGCAGUCAAGGCUCCCCAAGUCCAGCCAGCCCAGACCCCAAGGCCUGCAACUGGAAAAAGUACAAAUUUAUUGUGCUAAAUUCUCAGACCUCACAAGCAGGGAGCCUGGCUGGGGAGAGUUCUGGGCAACCUUGCCCCAAAGUCAGGCUCCCUAGUGGAGACGAAGCUUUCGGCGGCGGCGGCGGCGGCGGCAGCAGCGGCAGUGAAGAAGGACACACCCCUGGUCUCCAGAGCAGACUAUCUCUAGCUACUUCUACUGCACGACUCAAAUGUGGAGCUCCAGCAAAGAACCCCUACCUCUUCCCACCGGGGCCUCAUCUGUCAACUUCUAAGCAGGCUCAUCCACCACCAGGAAGUGAGUUUUUUGGCUGCCAGAACUGUGAGGCUUUGGCUGGGUGCUCGUCGGGGCUGGACCCCUUAGCACCGGGGGACGAAGACAAGCCCUAUAAAUGCCAACUGUGCCGAUCUGCCUUCCGCUAUAAGGGCAACCUGGCUAGUCACCGCACGGUGCACACAGGAGAAAAGCCCUACCGCUGCUCCGUCUGCGGAGCACGUUUCAACCGACCAGCUAACCUAAAAACGCACAGCCGCAUCCAUUCCGGAGAGAAACCGUACAAGUGUGAGACCUGUGGCUCGCGGUUCGUUCAGGUGGCGCACCUACGCGCGCACGUGCUGAUCCACACCGGAGAAAAGCCCUAUCCCUGUCCCACCUGUGGAACCCGUUUCCGCCAUCUACAGACCCUCAAAAGCCACGUUCGCAUCCACACGGGGGAGAAGCCGUACCACUGUGACCCCUGUGGCCUGCAUUUUCGGCACAAGAGUCAACUACGGCUGCACCUGCGUCAGAAACACGGGGCUGCUACCAACACCAAAGUGCGCUACCACAUCCUCGGGGGACCGUAGUUGAGUCCCCCACUGGCACCCCAACCCAGCACGCUCACAAGGGGGCUGUGAAAGUUUGUAGUAGGCUGAGUCUUGGCUUCCCUGACAGUCUUGAUAAUGGAGGUGUGCCAGACCACCCUGGUAUCAGAAACUUCGUUACUUAAUUUCAUUACUGAGGAGAGCAGGGGUGGCAGAUCCUGGCUUAGAUCUGCCUCUGUUUUGCUGGUCAAAACCUCUUCCUCACAAUCCAGAUUGGGUAGCUAGGGGGUAAGGGGGAGACGCAAGGGAUUCGCUCUCUUUAAGCGAACUGCGCCUCCCCCCCAUUUCAAAUGGUUUAUCUGUAAAUAUAAUUUAUUAAGGUCUGUGGGCGGCACCAGGGCCUUC
Molecule: messenger RNA, 1910 nt
Organism: Acomys russatus (golden spiny mouse)
Lineage: Eukaryota; Metazoa; Chordata; Mammalia; Rodentia; Muridae
Gene: Bcl6b
Product: BCL6B transcription repressor
Exons: 9
Coding region: 117-1547 (476 amino acids)
Biological process (GO): regulation of transcription by RNA polymerase II
Molecular function (GO): protein binding; RNA polymerase II cis-regulatory region sequence-specific DNA binding; DNA-binding transcription factor activity, RNA polymerase II-specific
Source: RefSeq, a predicted model, not a curated record